Messenger RNA from Poeciliopsis prolifica (blackstripe livebearer), 4950 nucleotides. Its product is annotated as G-protein coupled receptor 22-like. Bases 522 to 2210 code for a protein of 562 amino acids. Gene Ontology annotation, biological process: G protein-coupled receptor signaling pathway. NCBI's taxonomy places the organism in Eukaryota, Metazoa, Chordata, Actinopteri, Cyprinodontiformes, Poeciliidae. The transcript has 2 exons. The record is from RefSeq and is a predicted model, not a curated record. Gene Ontology annotation, cellular component: membrane. Gene Ontology annotation, molecular function: G protein-coupled receptor activity; peptide binding.
UGGAGCGACUGCGCUCCAGCGUGCCGCUAGCGCACGAUCAUGCCUGCGGCCGGUCCGUGUGUGGGAUGCUGUGUAAGUCCGCGCUUUGCGAGAGGGACAGGUGUUUGGGUGCCGUGUUAAAGAAACGCUUCAAAAACAGGGGGAAUUAGUGGAUUAGUGAGCAGACAGCCACACAGUAGCGGCUGUAGCGCUCUGCAUCUGCAGGCGCGGAGGGUUUCCCCCCCUCCCGCUGUAAUAUUUAUGACAAAACGGAGGCGAAAUAUUCUGGUCACGUUUUUGGCUGACAGCCGGCUGUCCUGGAGAGCGCUGGAGUGGAUCGAGGGUCCAGUGCUGGAGAAGGCGCAGCGCACCGACACCUGCAGUACGAUGUAAAGGGAAUUCCCACGAACAAAACUGCUACAACCUCAGAUCUGGUUAUCAUCUCUAACGCUGUCUCAUCUGAGCCAGAGUGAAAGGAAACAUAGACCAUGGUCAGGUUUGGCGGCUGCUGUUGCUAUGCAUGAAGGACCGCUGUGGUGUCAAUGGAGACUGAAGGCUAUCGUGACCUCCUGGAGACCAGCGAUGGUCAGGGGGUAGGCCUGCUGGAUGGAGGGGGAGAGGUGGGUGUGGAGGAAGGCUGGAACACACCCUAUCCUGUCGGUUUCCAGGUGUCGUUGACCACUGUCCUCGUACUGGAACUCGUGUUGGGCUUCAGCAGCAACUUGACAGUACUUGUUCUCUACUGUGCUCAGUCCAACCUGGUAGAUUCAGUCAGCAACCUCGUGACGGUCAACCUCCAUGUGCUCGACAUUCUGGUCUGUGUGCUCUGCUUGCCGCUGACGGUUGCUGUGAUCCUGGUACCGGCAAAUGAAAGUGGAGUAAGCAGCCUGGCCACACUUUGCUGCUUCCAUGAAGCUUGUGUCACAUUUACAAGUGUUGCUACAGCAGUCAAUGUAUUGGUGAUCAGUUUGGACAGAUAUGACAUCUCAGUGCGUCCAGCCAGUCGUCUCCUGACGCCUAGACGUGCCGCAUUACUCCUGGCAGCAGUGUGGGCCGUCUCUCUGGCUGUUUUCUUCCUACCCUUUCUUGAAGGGGACUUCUUCUCUUUAUCGGCUGAGGGUACUGAGGAUGAGGAGCUCGAAAGGCAGAGCAAUGACUCAGAACUCAACACUGGGCAUACUCCCAUUUUUUCUUCCGUCCCUCCUUCUUUAUUACCCUACACUCCACCCUCCACUCCUUCGCACCACCUGCCACCAGUAUGGCAAAAUAGGACACUGCUAUGUGUUGGAGGGCAGGGGUAUUACACAGGUAUGGCAAUGUAUUAUCACUUGUUACUCCAAGUACCCUGCUUCUUCAUAGCUGUGGCAGUGAUGCUUUUCACCUACUCCAGGAUUCUCCAGGCCCUCAACAUCCGUAUCGGCUCCCACAUGAUGAGGAACACACGGUCAAAGGACUCCACCUGCAGGAUACGCUGCAGGAGGCAGAGGAAGAAGGAACUAAGCCUUCCAACAGAAACAGUGUCCUCUAACCAAAAUCAAAACCUCAGUCACCCUCCACUCAUCCCCUCUGCUACCCCUACUCCAACAUCACCUCCACCAUUGUCUUCCAUGCCUCCAGGGAUGUCAGAUAGUGGGGCCACAAUAACUACUGUGAGCACUGCUGCAACCACCCCUAUUGCGACCACCCCAGCGACCCCUGCUUCUCCAACUCCCCCUUCGGCGUCAGCUCGAACCCAUGCCUCCACACCUCUGCCUGCCUCAUCCAUGGGUGUACAGGCCUCAGUUUCAGCUAUCAUCGCUUUGAGAAGGGCAGUACGCAGGCACAGGGACAGACGAGAACGUCAGCGUCGCGUCCUGAAGAUGUCCCUGAUCAUCAUAUCUACUUUCAUGGGUUGUUGGGCCCCUCUGUCUGCAGUCAAUGUUCUGAUCCUUUGCAUGGGCCCCAGUGACGGCCUGGUUGAGCUGCGCCUGUGCUUUUUGGCCAUGGCUUAUGGAACGACCAUAUUUCACCCUCUGCUUUAUGCUUUCACCAGGCAGAAACUGCGGCGUGCCCUCAAAACACGUGUAAAGAAAAGGGUAGUAUCGCUCCUGCAAGUAGACCCAGCUCCCAGCGGGGGGACUGUGAUUCAUAACUCUUGGGUCGAAGGAGGAGGCCAGAGAAAGGGUCGCAAGUCACGGGUGGAGGCUAGUGAUGGCACUGAUAGAUGCCUCACUGAGGCAGUCAGAGAAUGAGGCGGCUCGUCAAAGAGCAGUUGCAUGUCUGAGAGUGGUGUUUGAGUUUAAACAUCUAUAUGGACCUUACUAAGCUGAUAGAGAUGGAUUGCUUGUACAUUUAUGAGUGGGUGUGAGGACAAAUGAACAGCAUAUAGUUUACAAGGAUCAGAACAAAUACUUUGUCCUCCAGUGUUCGGCAAAUGUGGAAAGAGGAGAGCCUCAAGCUUUUAUGAGAGCCAUCUUUUUGCUCUCCUUACAUAAGCCCUUACAAGUCCACCACUGCCAGUAGGCAAACAUUAUAACAAACCUUGAGAUGACUACUCCGAUUGCUAGUGUGAUCCCUUCAUGUAACAUAAGGGUUAAAUAUCUGCAAAGACAUACAAAUCAGUAUUGCUCCUCCGUGCACUUUUACCUGCAUGUGCAUGUACAUAUGCACAGUUUAACACACAUCACACACACAUGCUCUUAACGCACAUAAUAUAGUCACUAUAUGUGAAAGCACACAAGUAUCUACCUGCACACAUGUUCUCAGUGACAUUAAUACUUCUGAAAGACCUUUAUCUUUGUUUUCAUUAUUUUCAUGCCUUAAUUGAGUUAUUUGUAUAUUGUCAUGGUGCUGAAUGUCCAGCUGUGUGUUUACAACAAUGUUAUCAACACAGAAUGAAAGUAUUUACAUUGAUUGCAGAAAGAAUAACAAAGUACUGCACCAAUCAGGGAUAACAUUAUGACCAAGUGAAGUUAAUUACUCUGAUUAUCUCCUCAUUGCGGUACCUACUAAUUCUGGAAGACAUUUACAUCGUCUGUAUGAAAAGACAAAUAUCCAUUCUUCCUCACUGUCUGACAUUAAAUCAGACAAAACUUUUUUUUCUGUUUUUUUUACUGUUUUUUUGAAUCCAUAAGAUUGUAGGGAAUGACUUUGUCCAUUUCAAGACCCAUUUGCAACCAAGAUUUAAAUUGCUGGUCUUAAAGGAAGGUUAUUGUAAACUUUCCAGUCAUAUGGAGAAGGAAAAAAAAGGAAAGCAUAAGGUCUCGAGUGAAUUUAAUAACGACUAAAUUUCAAUUGCUAAAUGAAUGGGUCAGUAUUUCUUAUAAGCCUUGUUGAUUGCUAUAUGUAUCCAAAGUGGCUGAUGAAGCAUUACAAAUUGCUGCUUUGCCAGAGAUUUGACUCCAGACUUUGACAUCUUUGCUGCCUGUCUUCUCCCUCUGUUCAUUUUCUGCCUGAUUACUGUCAAUAAACACAAUCUGCAGAAGAAAAUGAUGAAGAGAACAUUCAAAAGAGUUAUGGGUCGCUAUGGCUGUGUGAUUCAAAUUGAUGUUAAUGUUCAAAUUAAUGUUCAUUCUGAUUCAAAAGCUGUACAUACCUAUCAGGGUACUCAUCCUGGUCAUAAUGUUAUGUCUGCGUGUAAAUGAUUAAAAGCAUCGAAACAUAAAGUUUACAUACUCUGAUAAAAUUACCAGGAAAAAGCAAAAACAAAAGAAAGAAAUGAAGAAAAAACAAUCAGAUUCUAGUCUAAUUGUAGGUUAGUGGCACUUUUUAGAAAAAUGUGUACAAAAUUUAGUUGAAAGGCAUGUUUUUAUUUUUAUUUUUCAGAUGCAUUUUAAUGGUUAUGACGAAGGAGUCUUGUGUGAUUUUGUCAGUAUGUUUGCACAUUUGUAAACACUGGGUAAAUGAAGACAUAUCUGUGUUUUAGCCAAUGAAUAUGUGCAAUAAAACACAAGUAAAGCAAUGACCCCCACCUAGGGUGUAAACAAAGAGAAUGCUUUGUUUUCUUUUUUUUCUAUGUGUUAUAAAGUUGUUGGAAAAGUACAAAAGGGAGGGGACUCUUUUGUCUUCUUUUUACAAAGAAGAGGUUGCUGAAUAUUAAACGUAUAAAUAAAUAUGUGGCGCAUUUUUGUAUUUAUAUGUAUAUGAAAAUUCAAUGUAAUACCAUUGUAACAGCAUCACAACAGUUUCAAAGAGGGAUUUAAAGGGCAAUACUUUGUGAAAUAUUUCAUUAGAACUGUCUGUGAAGCCAGUGCAGAUUAACAGCAUAAACUCGAGGAACCAAACCAAUGACCUCUAACAUAGGACUCUCCUCAUGUUAUCUCUUAGUUGCUCUGGACGGCAGCUUUGAGGGAGCAUUUUAAAUGAUGACAAACAAAAACAUCCUCUGGACUAAGACCUGAACACAUCACACAAUAUAGUAUCUCUUUCUCCUCAGGGCUUUGUGUAUCAUUUUCAAACUUGCUUGAAAAAAAAAAAACCCAAAAUAAGAUAAUAAUAACAGCAAGCAGCCCUCAGUCAGCUGUUGUGAUAAGAGUGUUAGAGUAGGUUGCGGUAGAUAGAGCUCAUUUGAAACUUUGUAUGAACUGAAGACUUGGAGGGCUCCUAUGGCUUUGGGCUUUAUUCUCCUUCCACCUCACCCUUUUUACACUGCUUGUGAGCCAAACAGGAAGACAAUAACUCUUGUGUAUUCAUGUACAUUUUUCAGGGAUGUAAAUACUUAAGUGUUUGUUUUGUGUUUUAGUCAGAAAUCCCUUUUCCUUUGAUCACGAUCAUCUGCCGGACAGAAAAUCAGUCAUUGUGAAAAACUCUUAAAGAGCAGGAGAGCUACAAAGAAGAAAUAUGUCAGUGUAGUUGUGUUAAUAAUGUAUGUGUGUACACUGUAAUUUACAUUUAUGACCAUGUGUAUAGAGAAAUAUUAGUAUUGUAAAAGAUUUAUAAUAUGUGCUAUUGUAUAGAAAAUAACUAAAUCUGUAUUAAAAAGGUCUAUCUCAG